AUGGAUGAGGAAGUCGUCGCGGUUGGUCACGACGUACAAGUCGUCGACCCAGAUGUGCGAAACUACGUCUAUGGUCUGGUCACUGCCCUCGGAGGCUUCAAUGGCGAAGAUGCCGAUCGAUACGUGCUCGGAGACGAUGCCCUGGCUUGUCUCCGCGAUAUCAAGCGCUGGCUGAAACUCUACGACGAAAAGAACAACCGAAUGGAUGUGGCGCGGUGCCUGGGAGAGGCCAAUGUGGUUAGUGGUGAUUUGCUUCCAAUCCUCACCCUUUGGUGGGGCACUGGACAGAAGAGCAAGCAUAUGACUAGGAUUGCGUUGGCCUGCUUGGAACUACUCGUUCCGUUGACAUGGCCGCUGGAGAUUCACAGCCAGAUGACUGUCAACCAUCACCGCCACACUCCCUACCUUCUCCAAGCGCAAGUACAACACAAGCGAGGCAUCUUGAAGGCCGGCGGCUCGAACCUCUUGCGCGCGGCUGUACGAAUCGCGCUUCCAAGCAUGGCAGUCCCUCGAUCUGAACGUGAAUCUCGAGACGAAGGAAUCCUGAAGUUGAUGCUGUACUUCCUACGCAAUGUUGCUAUCAUAUCACCAAACUCCAGACUGGCUGCCGAGGGAGAUGAGGAGGAGACAUCGAGAUCAUCGACAAUCAAUGCUUUCCACCAGCAAGAUGCCCUGGCACUCAUUUUGACCAUGUGCUCCAACGUGGGGGACGAUUUCAACCUCCAAGAUAUCGUUCUCUUAGAGAUCCUCUUCCACCUUGUGAAAGGUGUCGACGUGGAGAAGCUCUUCAAGGACGAAGAGCAAGCAGGCACCGACUACGCCAGCGACCUGGCUUCCAUAUUGAACAAGGAGAAAAUGGCACGAAGAGAAUACCAGAAAACCGCACCGACCCGCCACAGCAGAUUCGGCACGAUGAUAUGGGUCAAGCGAGACAAUGGCAAAAUGUCCACCGUUUCAGGACAACGCUCAUUGCGCGAUGACCAGCAAACCUUCGAAAAGAUGGACCAGAGCAAAAAAUGGAACAAGCCCAAACCCCGCCGCAAGCAACAAGACUCCACGCAAAACAACAAUUUCAACAUGCCUGUGCACUUGAAUCGCGAAGCAACCGAGCACCUGAGAACGUUCGUGGAAGAGUUUUUGGAUUCCGGCUUCAACCCCCUCUUCACACAUGUGCGCAAGGCGAUCGAGCGCGAGGCCGAACGAGUCUUGGAUAUCAAUACCCGGCAAUUCUUCUACACUGUCGGCUGGUUCCUUGAAGCGGAGCGCGUUCGCCGAGCUCGACAGACCCGCCGUCGCACUGCGCAGAACAGUGGGAAAGCAAAAAAUAUCGAGCCUGACAGCUAUGGCCUGGUUGCAGGUGUCCUGAACCAAGAGACAUUCAUCACUCUGAAUAGAUCCAUGCAGAGCAGCCUGGACAACAAGGAGUGGGAGGAUCUCAAUGCUCAGAUGCGUUGCUUCACGCAAAUCCUGCUGACCGUGCAAGAGAUGGCAGUAUCGCCGCUCGAGGAUGACCAAGAAAUCGCCGAGAAUAUUCAGAACCGCAUUUUCUACGAGGAAACGACCCACGACCGAAUCUUGGCCAUUGUGCGCGGAUACAAAGAUCAGAGUUUCGGAUAUUUGGAUUCCUGUACGGAAUUGGCACAUGUCUUCCUCCGGAUGUUGGAACGAUACUCGAAAGAUAAUGCCGAUAUGCAAAUUCGGUCGCGACGCAAGGCGAAGAGAAAGCAGAAGAAGGCUGAUAACGCCGAGGCGGAGGGCGCAGCUAACGACGAGCAAGAUUCCGAAGCAGAAGAGAUGGAGGACGCAGCUCAAGUUACCAAAGAGCGAAAUUUCGACUUCAAGCGGUUUGCAGCCAAGUUCUGCAACCAAGCUUGCGUGGAUACUUUCAUUGCAUUCACUGGCUAUUACAAGGAACUGAACUCUGAGCAACUUAAACGGGCCCAUCGGUACUUUUAUCGCAUUGCGUUCAAGCAGGAGAUGACUGUCCUGCUAUUCCGGAUGGACAUCAUUGCUCUGUUCAACCGGAUGAUCAAGGGCCCGGAGCCUAUGGACUCUACCAAAUCCGUGUAUAAGGAGUGGGAGGAACUUGUUCGGCAAAUUAUUCGGCGGUUGAUCAAAAAGCUUGACCAGCGCCCUGCCCUGAUCACAGAGCUUUUGUUCAGCAAGAUCAAUUCGACUGUCUACUAUCUUGAAUACGGACACGAAAAGCAAACCAUCUCAGCUUCCAAGAGACCGCCCGCAGAGGUUGUCAUCACAUCUACCGAGGCUACAACAAGGGAAUCGCAGCUCCGCAUUGUAGUGGGAGCACUUGUUCUUGACGGAAGGGCAGAUCUGGUGAAAUGGAUCAAGGACGUCCUCGACUCCGCGGCCGAUGAGCGAGAGGUAUGGGAGAUUCAAGAGGAGACUCGUCUCCUCGAGGAUCCUGAAAUUACGACAAUCCCCAACCCAAUGAUCACCGUGAAAAGCAAGGACGAUUUCGUCCAGAAUGCCAUGUUCUCAAAUGCGACAUUACGUCUACUCAUGAAAAUUGCUGGAUUCGAGCGACUGGGUGUUGAAGACGUGCUUGGUGCCGCCUGGAUUGUGCCAUCGUCUCUGAAGUCCGAAGACCUACGGAACACGCUCACUGAAAUUAAGAAAUCGCUCGAGACUCCAUUCCCAAGUGAUGGAGAUGAUGAUCCUCGCAAGCACCUGCAAAAGAAAGACCGAGGAUCCGGCCGAGGUGAAGCCCUCCAAGGCACGCUCGACGUGAACUUCGGAUCCGAAUCCGAAGGCGAAGACGUCCCAGAAGGCCCCCUCUUCCCAGCCAACCCACGAUCCAAAGCCAGCGCGCUAGACGAGCUAAAGAAGAAGCGCAAGAAGAAGACCAAGCCCAGCGCCGAGAGAGAUCCCCUCGAUGAAGGAACCCUGGAAGCACGACGCGAAGCCCGUCUAGCGAACUCUCUUUCCCGGCAAGCGAAGAUUAAAAGCGAUUUAUUCAUUCACGCAAGUGACGAGGAAAGCGACGCCGAAGCCGACAAGGAAUUUUUCCGUCUCGAGGAAGAACGCCGCAAGAAACAAGCUGCCGAAGUCAAGAAAGCCUUGCUCACUGGUCCCGGACACUCCGAAAAGACCAAAGGCAAGGGCAAGAAAGCCGCCGCGCGCAAGCGAGUUAGCGAUACAGGCGCCGGCACGGAUUCCAAGCGCCAGCGCCGCGGUUCUGCAUCCAGUGAUGUCCAGAGUGAUGCCGACGGUGACAUCCUCAUGGCGGAUGAUGCGGGAUCAUCUCACUCCCCGGGCGGGAUUGACGAACUUCUUGGACUGGGCGAGGAUGACGAUGACCUUGCCUUUGACGACGAUCUGGCGUUCAGUCGGGACCGUCCGAGUAAGCCUGAAGUCUCGGACCAAGCCUCGGACCCUGAGGAGGAUGCACCGGUGGCUUCGACGCGGAGACGUAUGCGUGGAGGAUUUGUAAUUGAAAGCGACUCUGAGUAA
Molecule: messenger RNA, 3471 nt
Organism: Penicillium olsonii
Lineage: Eukaryota; Fungi; Ascomycota; Eurotiomycetes; Eurotiales; Aspergillaceae
Source: the annotation of a GenBank genome assembly